CUCAGCCAAUGGGACCAGGGCGGGAGAUUUGAAAGUGUCUCGGCAGGGACUGGAUCAGGCAAAUUCAGCAGCUUGCAGGCGAGCAGGAGCAGUGCAGUAGCUGAGCCGCGGGCUCCAGCUCUCCUCCCCCUUUGUCUUUCCAAGGAUGGCCCAGAAGGAGAACGCCUACCCCUGGCCCUAUGGCCGGCAGACGCACAUUCCACCCUGAUCACCAGGACAAAGGCACCCUCAGAGCCACCUCCUGGUUCUUCUCAGUCUCAAUCAGGCCUAAACACCCUGCCCCAGAGAGUUCUCCGAAAGGAGCCUACCACCCCAUCUGCACUUGUCCUCAUGAGCCGCUCCAAUGGCCAGGCCACAGCUGUCCCUGGCCAGAAGGUGGUGGAGAACAGCAAUGGGGUGCCCAGCUUCAAGCGGCCCCUCACGAUUGAUGACUUUGAAAUUGGGCGUCCUCUGGGCAAAGGCAAAUUUGGAAAUGUGUAUUUGGCUCGGGAGAAGAAAAGCCAUUUCAUCGUGGCGCUCAAGGUCCUCUUCAAGUCUCAGAUUGAGAAGGAGGGCGUGGAACACCAGCUUCGGAGGGAGAUUGAAAUCCAGGCCCACCUGCAGCACCCCAACAUCCUGAGGCUCUACAACUACUUCUAUGACCGGAGGCGAAUCUACUUGAUUCUGGAGUAUGCGCCCCGUGGGGAGCUCUACAAGGAGCUGCAGAAGAGUCGCACGUUUGAUGAGCAGCGAACAGCCACGAUCAUGGCAGAGUUGGCAGAUGCGCUGCUGUACUGCCACGGGAAGAAGGUGAUUCACAGAGACAUAAAGCCAGAGAAUCUACUCCUAGGGCUCCAAGGGGAGCUGAAGAUCGCUGACUUUGGCUGGUCGGUGCACGCCCCCUCCCUGAGGAGGAAGACAAUGUGUGGCACCCUGGACUAUCUCCCCCCAGAGAUGAUUGAGGGGCGCACACACAACGAGAAGGUGGACCUGUGGUGCAUUGGGGUACUCUGCUACGAGCUGCUGGUGGGCAACCCCCCCUUCGAGAGCGCCUCCCACAACGAGACUUACCGGCGGAUUGUCAAGGUGGACCUGAAGUUUCCUCCCUCUGUGCCCACAGGGGCCCAGGACCUCAUCUCCAAGCUGCUCAAACAUAACCCAUCCGAACGGCUACCCCUGGCCCAAGUCUCAGCCCACCCUUGGGUCCAGGCCCACUCCAAGAGGGUGCUGCCUCCCUCUGCCCUUCAGUCUGCCCCCUGAGUGUCCCCAUCGUUUAUUUGGUUGUGUCUGUUUGUGUGUCUGUGUAUGUGCAAGGGGAAAGGAGGGGUCUGGCCUGUUCCUUUAUCUGUCUUCUACCUCCUUCUUAUUUAAUAAAAGCUGUAGCUUUUUGUACUGAUGAA
Molecule: messenger RNA, 1379 nt
Organism: Heterocephalus glaber (naked mole-rat)
Lineage: Eukaryota; Metazoa; Chordata; Mammalia; Rodentia; Bathyergidae
Gene: Aurkb
Product: aurora kinase B
Biological process (GO): protein phosphorylation
Molecular function (GO): ATP binding; protein kinase activity
Source: RefSeq, a predicted model, not a curated record